This is a messenger RNA of Ctenopharyngodon idella (grass carp), 3974 nucleotides long. Its product is annotated as adhesion G-protein coupled receptor D2. The record is from RefSeq and is a predicted model, not a curated record. The coding region runs from base 130 to 3513 and encodes 1127 amino acids. Gene Ontology annotation, molecular function: G protein-coupled receptor activity. The transcript has 24 exons. Gene Ontology annotation, cellular component: membrane. Lineage: Eukaryota; Metazoa; Chordata; Actinopteri; Cypriniformes; Xenocyprididae. Gene Ontology annotation, biological process: adenylate cyclase-activating G protein-coupled receptor signaling pathway; cell surface receptor signaling pathway.
AUCUCACAGACAGGAGAUACUUACAACACACUCAACGGAAAGCGCGUGCUAACCGUUUGCUAAACUUUAUUUUUCGAGAUAAAAUAUGCCAUUUGUGACUUACGACUAAAAUUUUUACCUCUUUUCAGGAUGAAUCUGUUGAAAAUCAUUUGCUCCAACAUUAUUGUACUCAUCCAUCACUGCAUGGAAAAAGUGGAGAGCAAAAGCAAAACCCCGCUUACGCAUGAUGACUUUUACCCUGAGUAUGUGCCAGAUCGCCAGCCAUGGUUCAUUGCACACAGGCUCUGCCUCCAGCGUUCAGGGACCCUAGCGGUGGUGUCCAGUACCGAAGAGAUUCAAAGGCUGAACAGUUUUCUACAGUCCCUGAAUAUCACUCAACCUGUAUGGAUUGAAAGUGCAGGCAUGUUUCAAAAAAGUGGUCCUCCAGAUAUAUACAUGCUGGAAUUUCCAGUGCGGCCACACCGGAAAUCGGCUCGCCUCCGCCAUAAGUUCCCUAACAUGGAAGCGCUAACGGUUUGCGCUCACCUCCAGCUUGAUCCAACUUGCCAUGGACUUUCCACAGUCUUUUCGUAUGCCAUAAGGUCAUUCAUUAAAGAAUUCCAACUCCAAGCACGAAUCACAGGGAAUGAACCUGUCCAGCUUGCAUUGCUGGUGCAUGGUUCAAACACCACCUACGUAACAGGCUUUCCCAAUGAUGCCUCCUGGCACUUUGUAUGUGCAAGCUUGGUUGCGAAUAGUGGAAAGUGGGGCAUCUGGGUGGAUGGAAUGGUGGUGGGUUCUGGGAACUCCCUCAACACAUCAAAUUUCAUAGGAGGCGAUGGCCUUUUCAUGAUUGGACAAGACCAGGAGCCCUACGGAGGCUACAAUGGCGACAAGGCGCUUUGUGGGAACGUUACGCAGCUGUACAUGUGGGAUCGUUUGUUGGUCGACACUGAAAUCCAAAGCAUGGAAAAAGUUUGUUCACCUGUUCCUUCUGGCUUGUUCUUCAAGUGGAAUAAUUCCGCACUGGAAAUAGAGACGUCACUACAAACGCGCAGAAGGAACUCACCGUGUAAAGGUUCCAAAAGCCAACCACCAGACCAACUUAUCUCUGGCUUGCAUCCCAAUUUUUCCGUCCACACGUCUAACAAGGCCUGUGUAACCUUAGACCCUGCAAGUGGGAAACUGAUUAAUGACUCAUGUUGGACGCAAAGAGGAAGUGUUUGCCUAUUCCCAAAAGAGCAGCUGGACUUCUUAGGUUUUCCUGGGACCUUGUUCUUCUCACAAGUCAGCAAUGAGUUUCAUUCCAAACCUCAUACAGAGAAUACAAAUGUAACCUUGUUCUCGGAGAAUGAAUUGACUCGUCAUAUUUUCCUCUUGAGUGCCAUAUUGAGAAUUAUGGACAGCAAUGCAGACAUCAUUACACAUUCUGAUCUCCUGUACCUCACCGAAACCAUCGAGAAGGCCGCUCAACUCAAUAAAAUAGAUGUUCCCACUGAGGUCUUCAUAUCCAUGAUCCGCAAUUGCUUAGAACUAGUCAGCAGGCUCAUCGACCCUGAUAUGGCCAAACUAUGGGAGGAUUUGAGAGAUCGUGGGGUAUGUUGUGGAAUUGAAAUUGGUUAUAUCCUGCUCUUCUGGAACCAAAUCCAAAAAGUGGAUGGUAACUCUUAUGUCAGAUUUAUGAGUCUGUUUCCUGUAUUAUCUCAGAAUUACCUUGGACCAUUGACAAUGGUAGAGAACAUUGACAAGCUGUUGUGGACAUUGGCGGAUGAGCUUUGGGCCGAGCGCAAAAGCUUCACAAUGUCAACAAAAAACAUGGAUAUUCACCUGGAGCCGCGAGGGCUGGUGCAAAUAAGCUGCAGUUGUGUGUUCAAGCCCUCACUCCAUGGCAGUCAGUUCAGCAGCCAUGAUGAGAUCCUCAUACCCGAGUCAGAAAUGCAGAGAGUCUUUUUAUUGGGCCACAAGGAAGUGAUGGUUAUUUAUACCUACUACAGUAACCUGGUAGAGAAGUCGUCCAGACUGGAGGUCAAAACACCUGCUGACCAACAGACAGAUGGCAAGAGGCAUCACACUGGUCAGCUAGCCACGGCAGUAAUCUCAGCGACAGUGCGGGAUGUGCCGAAUUCAGAAAAUGUUCCCGUCUCUGUCCAGUACACUCUAUCCUCUGGGAUUAUGGCAGAGUAUUCCAAACAAGUCACGCCCGUGUGCGUCUUUUGGAAUAUCGGAUUCAUGGUGGGUCAUACAAGUGCUUGGUCCAGUAAAGGGUGCAGAGUGUUGCCUUCUCCUCCUGAUGUCACAUCCUGCUUUUGCAACCACACCACCAAUUUUGCUGUCCUCAUGAAUUAUAUGGAGCUCCGGUGGAGUGCUAAAGAGGAGAGCAUUUUGACGAAGCUGACGUUUAUCGGCUCCGGAGCUUCUCUCUGCGCACUGGUGGUGACCUUGAUGCUGUUUACCGUGUUAGAUAUCCCAAAAUCGGAUCGCACAUCAGUCCACAAGAAUCUUUUUGUGUCUCUGACUUGUGCUCAAAUUGUCCUUCUCUGCAGUGGUUCUGCUGUUCAUAAUAAGGUGGCCUGCAUGCUUGUGGCAGCUCUGAUGCAUUUGUUCUUCAUGGCAUCGUUCAGCUGGAUGCUGGUCGAGGGCCUGCUGCUCUGGAGCAAAGUAGUGAGCGUUAAUUUGAGCGAGGACCGCCACAUGAAAUACUACUACCUGAUUGGCUGGGGCCUGCCCGUGCUGAUCGUUACCAUCACGCUGGCCUCUGCCUCUGGGAAAUACUCAGCCGAUGGCCACUGCUGGCUCAGUGUUCAGAACGGUGUCAUAUGGGGCUUUGCAGGCCCAGUCAUCUUCAUUAUUAUGGUGAAUAUCAUGAUUCUGACUCGUGUGGUCCUGAUCACCAUCGCCACAGCCAAGAGAAGAUCUUUGAUGAUGAACAACAGCCCGGAAGAGCAAGUCUCUGAGCAGAUAAGGGCGGCAGUCAAAGCCGUGCUGGUUCUGUUGCCGAUCCUGGGCCUGACCUGGCUUUGUGGAGUCCUCGUGCCGUUCUCCAUGGUUAUCGCUUACAUCUUUAGCCUCCUGAACUCACUACAGGGUCUCUUCAUCUUCCUGAUAUAUGGAGUGUACAACACUGAGGUUCGAAACACAGUCAACAGAAUCAAAGAAAGAAGAAAAGCCCUAAAUUUCUCCAACUGCGCCAGUUCCAGGCCCUCCAGCUCAGUGGGCAGUUCUCGGCCGGGCAGUUCUCCAGUGCCAGGUGUUUUGGACGGGCACACAGUCACCACCAGCCACUCCAGUAGCUCCUCGACCCACAGCGACAACAUCACCCAGAGUUUCGACAAAACGAGGCAUCUGUCUAUCCUCUGUGUCCAUGACAACCUGAAUGAAGACCUGCAAUGUCCUGACACUGGUGUCCACCUCUCUGGACAGGAGAACUUAAAGAAACCUAAAAACAGACAUCCAAACGAAUGCAGUCUGAAUGUACCCAUGGAGGCCGAACGAAUUUCACCUCCUCAGCAGAACGCCGACAUGUGUCUUUAUUGAAACUUCUUUGUGUCUUGUAUUUUGGUAAAGUGCAGAUACUCUGUAAAUGAUAUCCUUAAUGUUUCAACAUAUUGUGUACAUGCUUUGCAAUUUAUCUCGAAGUAAACUACAAUCUAAAUAUGUUCAUUUGUGAAAAACUAACUUAAUACUUUGAAUGUUUUACUGAAGAUUUACUCUAUUUUGUACAGGUUUCAUCUUGAAUAAGCUAAAAUGAAUCUGGCAGUUUAUUUCUUUUUACUUUGUCUUCACACUAUAUUUGAGAGUGUAGCAGGAUCAGGUACGUGUUCUUCCGCGUAUGUUUUCUUGAAAUCUAAAACUCUUGAAUCUGAAUAUUCUUGAAUCUGUCUCUGUAUCCAGUGUGAAUCUGUUCAUCUUUGUAUCAUUAGUAGGAAGAAACUGUUGUUCACUGAUCAUGGAUUAUUGCCAGAGACGGAAAUAAAAUGACAACUGUUGGCAUAAUA